This is a messenger RNA of Coregonus sp. 'balchen', 18411 nucleotides long. NCBI's taxonomy places the organism in Eukaryota, Metazoa, Chordata, Actinopteri, Salmoniformes, Salmonidae. The record is from the annotation of a GenBank genome assembly.
AUGUACCAGUGCUUCCUGAUAAUGUCCUUUAAUGCCUUCCCCAAUGGUGAGUAUUGGGUAAAGCACGAGUGGACAUGUUCUGCUUUUUCUUUAACUUUUGGUUGAAGGCUUUCCAGCUGUGUUAGUCCUUCAAAACGAUCAUUGGCAUGUUUUACCCAAUUGUCUUUGUACCCCCUUUCCUUAAACCUCUGUGUGAGGUCCGUGGUCUGUUUCUGAUAAGAAGCAUCAGAGCUGCAUAUUCUUCUGAUGCGACUGAAUUGACUUAUAGGGAGACUUUUAAUAAGUGGACGUGGAUGAAAGCUGUCACCUCUAAGGAGGGUAUUCCCGUCCGUAGGUUUCCUAUAGAGAUCUGUAGAGAGGGAGGUUUUGUCCUUAAUAACCAUCACAUCAAGAAAACUGAUUUGUGAUAGGUCAUAGUUAAUGGUGAAAUAAAGGUGUUCAUUCAUAGAGUUUAGAUAGGCAUGCAAUUCCAAAAGUUCUUCCUGGGUCCCUGUAUAGAUCACAAAAAUGUCAUCCAAAUAUCUCAGAAUUAGGAGAAUAUUGGAGAGAAAAUGGUUAAGGUCUGGAUUCAGCACCACCUGUUUUUCAAACAUUCCUAGAUAUAGGUUAGCAUAAUUAGGAGCCAUAGUGCUCCCCAUCGCUGUCCCUUUGGUCUGGAGGAAAAAGUAUCCUCUGAAGAGAAUAUAGUUGGAGGUUAAUACCAGUUCAGCCAGGUCCACAAUACAAUUGGUGCUGGGAAGAGCAUUAGGGGGACGUUCAUUGAGGUUGAACUUAUGGGCCUCUAGGCCACCCUGAUGGGGGAUGUUAGUAUAUAGACUGGUAACAUCAAAAGUACACAGAAAAUAAUUCUCAGGUAUAUGGUCCACAGAUUAAAAUGUUUUUAUACAAUCAGUAGAGUCUCUGGUAAACAUGGGGAGGGAGAUCACCCAGGGUUUCACAACAUAGUCUACAAAGGUAGAGAUAUUCUGUCAGAGAUCUGUUACUACUCACAAUGGGCCUGCCUGGUAGAGGUGGUGUCAUGCUCUUGUGAAUUUUGGGGAGAGCGUAUAUGACAGGUGUGGUUGGGCAGUCAACUUUCAUAUACUCAUAUUCUGUCUUGUUGACAAUUUAUCAUGGAUCAAAGACUUUAAUUGAUUAGUAGGGUCCUUAGGGAGUCUUUUGUAAAAAUUAAUCAUCACUAAGUUGUCUCAGAAUUUCCUUUUCCUAGUCUGCUGCAUUUAGUAUCACUAUUGUACCUCCUUUGUUUGGUAUGGCGCAUAGCUCAUGUAAUCUCUUCCUUAGUCACCUACUGUGUUGUAAUGUUGGGUUUUCUUUGUGUGAGAUUAUCAGCUGCAGGGCUAUUUUCUUUGUUUCCCCCUUCCAUCUGUCUGUCUGCAUACCACUGUCUAUCAGCCAGGACACAGCCCACUGGCUUUCUUACAGUAGUUGCUGUUUCUAUGGAAACAGGAGACUGUGAUCUCUUCCUACUUCGUUCACCAGAAUGGACCGAGAGCUAUAACUGGCCACUCUCCAGAGCUCAGCCUGACAUCACUGGCCAGUGUGCCCAUCCCUCGCUCCUAUUAUUAGGCUCUCCUGUGGCAGCCAGGGACGCUCAGAGGGACAUGAUCCUACAGUAAUGGGCUGGACAUGGCAGGCACACUAGUUUCUUUCUCAUCGUCUGCCUAAAGCAGCCCGUGGCGUGCGUCAUAUCCGAGGGAGAGAGCACUGUACUGAGCAAAAAAGUUGAAAGCACAGCACUGGCAUUUUUGUGUCUGCACUUCCUCUCCCUCAUACUCAGCAUGAGAACUUGCUGUUCUGGUGGGAGAAAAAAAAAAGACAUUAACCAUGUUUCCAUCCACAGUUUUUAUGUGAGUAAAGUCAUAGCUCCCUUCGGACGUCCUCUCGCAGGCUACACCGGAAGCUGUCGAUGAGGGCCCGCUCAUUCCACCCGGACCCAGCCGCUAUAUAUACACUGCUCAAAAAAAUAAAGGGAACACUAAAAUAACACAUCCUAGAUCUGAAUGAAUGAAAUAAUCUUAUUAAAUACUUUUUUCUUUACAUAGUUGAAUGUGCUGACAACAAAAUCACACAAAAAUGAUCAAUGGAAAUCAAAUUUAUCAACCCAUGGAGGUCUGGAUUUGGAGUCACCCUCAAAAUUAAAGUGGAAAACCACACUACAGGCUGAUCCAACUUUGAUGUAAUGUCCUUAAAACAAGUCAAAAUGAGGCUCAGUAGUGUGUGUGGCCUCCACGUGCCUGUAUGACCUCCCUACAACGCCUGGGCAUGCUCCUGAUGAGGUGGCGCAUGGUCUCCUGAGGGAUCUCCUCCCAGACCUGGACUAAAGCAUCCGCCAACUCCUGGACAGUCUGUGGUGCAACGUGGCGUUGGUGGAUGGAGCGAGACAUGAUGUCCCAGAUGUGCUCAAUUGGAUUCAGGUCUGGGGAAUGGGCGGGCCAGUCCAUAGCAUCAAUGCCUUCCUCUUGCAGGAACUGCUGACACACUCCAGCCACAUGAGGUCUAGCAUUGUCUUGCAUUAGGAGGAACCCAGGGCCAACCGCACCAGCAUAUGGUCUCACAAGGGGUCUGAGGAUGUCAUCUCGGUACCUAAUGGCAGUCAGGCUACCUCUGGCGAGCACAUGGAGGGCUGUGCGGCCCCCCAAAGAAAUGCCACCCCACACCAUGACUGACCCACCACCAAACCGGUCAUGCUGGAGGAUGUUGCAGGCAGCAGAACGUUCUCCACGGCGUCUCCAGACUCUGUCACGUCUGUCACAUGUGCUCAGUGUGAACCUGCUUUCAUCUGUGAAGAGCACAGGGCGCCAGUGGCGAAUUUGCCAAUCUUGGUGUUUUCUGGCAAAUGCCAAACGUCCUGCACGGUGUUGGGCUGUAAGCACAACCCCCACCUGUGGACGUUGGACCCUCAUACCACCCUCAUGGAGUCUGUUUCUGACCGUUUGAGCAGACACAUGCACAUUUGUGGCCUGCUGGAGGUAAUUUUGCAGGGCUCUGGCAGUGCUCCUCCUGCUCCUCCUUGCACAAAGGCGGAGGUAGCAGUCCUGCUGCUGGGUUGUUGCCCUCCUACGGCCUCCUCCACGUCUCCUGAUGUACUGGCCUGUCUCCUGGUAGCGCCUCCAUGCUCUGGACACUACGCUGACAGACACAGCAAACCUUCUUGCCACAGCUCGCAUUGAUGUGCCAUCCUGGAUGAGCUGCACUACCUGAGCCACUUGUGUGGGUUGUAGACUCCGUCUCAUGCUACCACUAGAGUGAAAGCACCGCCAGCAUUCAAAAGUGACCAAAACAUCAGCCAGGAAGCAUAGGAACUGAGAAGUGGUCUGUGGUCACCACCUGCAAAACCAGUCCUUUAUUGGGGGUGUCUUGCUAAUUGCCUAUCAUUUCCACCUGUUGUCUAUUCCAUUUGCACAACAGCAUGUGACAUUUUAUUGUCAAUCAGUGUUGCUUCCUAAGUGGACAGUUUGAUUUCACAGAAGUGUGAUUGACUUGAAGUUACAUUGUGUUGUUUAAGUGUUCCCUUUAUUUUUUUUAGCAGUGUAUAUACGACAGCUGUGAUGGAAACAGGACAUUUCGGUACAGUUUUAUAAAUGCAGACAGAAUUUGUUCGUUCGACAUGGUGGGAUCUUUUUUUGUCUGUAAAAUUAAUUAUGCGAAAAAUGGUGGUGGAAACGCCUUUAUGGGCAAUAUUGAUAUAAUAACCAUUAUAUCGAAGUAAUCUUGGAGUCACGCGAUGAUAUGGUGUGUGGACCUCCCACUACGACUCGGGAAAGCAUGCAGUUUAUUAGGCUACAGAUGAAAAAACGUAUGAACUUCACAUGGUGACAAAAGUGCACACUGAUCUUGAUGCUCCUUUCCAAUAUGUAUCGAGGGUCUGAUUCUGGUGACAUGAUGAUCGAUGCUUGACUGCAGUUUGACAAAUAAAUAUUCUUGCUCGUAUCCAUAAUAAUCUCAUCAUGUAGACUAGCCUACCUACACAGACUACCCGCACUGUAUCUGCCAGCUGUUGGCUAGAGCACAAGUGCCAAGACCAGAGUAGGCACAGUUUUUGUGACAAAACUAUUGUUAGAGUUGAAAAUGCGAUGGAAACACAUUAAACUUUAGAUUUUUAUUCAUGAAAACUUAAGCGAAAAAGUACAUUUUGUGUGCACUACGUCAUCACGCACUGAUUUUUAUCCUCAAUAAGUCCUUUUGAUGGAGACACCACUGGUGGGAAAAUGCACAUAUUUUCUUUAUGCUGAUAUUUGAAUAUUCGCAUGAAGAUCUGUCGCCAAUUGGAUGGAAACCUAGCUAGAGACAGUGUUUUUUAGUUAUCAUGGGUACAUGGCCCGAUGGUGACUGUGCAGGAAAAGGGUUGAAAGGAGGCUUAUUCUGAGUGUAGGGCUGCCCCAUCCCCCAUGUAGGCUUUUCAGUAUUACAUAAUCAGUAUUAAAAGUCCUAUUCACUCUCUCUGUCUAGGCUGUUGUCCCGGAGAAUCAAUUUCACCAUUCAGCCCCUCAAUAUCAUAACUUGAUUGAUUUUGGGGCCCAUGUGGCUAUGUUGGUAGAGCAUGGUGCUUGUAAUGCCAGGGUUGUGGGUUCGAUUCCCACAGAGAAAAAUAAUGAAAAAUGUAUGCACUCACUACUGUAAAUCGCUCUGAAUAAAAACAUCUGCUAAAUAAUUAAAAUGUAUAAAAAAAUGAUUAUAUUAAUGUGCUUGCUUAAUUCUACUGUACUAGUUCUCACUCUGUCCUCUCCAUCCCCCCAGGUGUGUACACGUAUGAGGCCGUUGUCCUGCAGAUGAGCCGUCGGUGGGGGCUGUCACGUCGCUGUCGCACAUCCAGAUAAUCCCUGGCCGCGGCGGUGGCAGCACUGGCACGUCCCCCCCUCAGCAUGCCCAACACCAGUCGGGCGGGGAGCCUGAAGGACCCCGAUGUUGCUGAACUCUUCUUCAAGGAGGACCCUGAGAAACUGUUCUCAGACCUGCGAGAGAUCGGACAUGGCAGCUUUGGUGCCGUCUACUUUGUGAGUACUUGGACCCGCCACUCUGCGCUCAGUAACAGAGCUGGAUUUAUAUUCAGCACUGUUUAAGAUAUAGGGCAGGGUGUUGACUUUGUAUUUUUCUUCAGGCACGAGAUGUGCGGACCACUGAGGUGGUGGCCAUCAAGAAGAUGUCUUACAGUGGAAAACAAUCCAACGAGGUAAGAGACUGAUUGUGCAUCAAAUGCCGUUGAUGUUACAUCAAACAGUUAUAACUAGUGUUGCACAGUAUACUGGUACUACGGUAAUCUCACGGUACCAAAACGUCAUGAUACUUAUGAUACCAACAUUUUAGAAUACCGUAGUACCGUUUCAUAUGAUACUGCCGAAGUUUCCAGCCCUACCGAUCUAAAGAACCUGCUGGCGCCUGUUGUAAAAUGUUUAUAAUGUCAGUUUUGUUUAUAAAUUCAGUUGAAUUUAAGCAACAGCCACUAGUUGCUUCUAUGCGCAGGUCCAAUAAUAUCUACUUCACUUUCAUGCGCAUAUCAGGUGUGGCAGCUGUAAUCAGCCAGCCGCAUCCCCUACCAGCCCUCACUCACCUGCUCUCUCCGUGCGCUCUUCAUGCACAUCUAUUCCUCUGUCAGUUAAAAAAUAUAUAAUUUAGCUGUGAUUGCGAGCGGGGAUGCAGACCCUGAGGAGUUUUCUGUUAAAUAAAAUAAAAAUAAAUAGGUCAUUUAGCAGACACUCUUAUCCAGAGCGACUUACAGGAGCAAUUAGGGUUAAGUGCCUUGCUCAAGGGCACAUCGACAGAUUUUUCACCUAGUCGGCUCAAGGAUUAGAACCAGCGACCUUUCGGUUACUGGCACAACGCUCUUAACCACUAAGCUACCUGCCGCCCUAUGUUGUACAUUUCUUACAUUGGAGCAGCGUGCAAAGUGAGCAACGUUGAUACAUUAUAUCAUUUAAUCGCCUGUCAUAACCAAGAGCACAGACCAGUCUGUGUAAACUUUGCAAGUUCACUGUCAUGCAGCCUCUGAGUGACAGAGAGGGAAAAUGGAGAACCGCUUCGCACCAGGCAUGUUUGCAGCUUUAUAGCAAAGAAAACGGCUUGUCUCUAGCCUAAACGGCAAACAACGUUGUUCAGUCAUGUUACCUAGCUAGCUAACAACCUGGUAACUUGACAUUAGGUUUAGGCAAAUUUGAUUGGCACAGGAAGAAAGGAAAAGGGUCUGCUACUCAUGAUACAGUAUGUGCUUCAAAGGUAGGAGUCAUACAGGCCUAAUGGAAGACUAAACUAUAUCAACUAUCUAUUUCUUUCUGGUGCUCCUUACAUUCUGUUUGGUGCCUAAUGUUUUAAAAGUUGGGAGCAGUGUGUUUGGGAGGGAGAGAGAGAGUGGUGUGUGUGUGUUUAUGAGAGUGAGAGAGACAUAGUGUGUGAGGAAGGGAGGGAGAGUCUGUGUUAACUGAAGAGUAAAGAAGCUUUCAUGCAGUGUUUUCCCCUUACUGACACAAUGACAUGCAGAUCAUUAUGCAUUUGUAUUCCUUCCUCCCAUUCCUCCAGCCAAAUCACAGGUAGGCCUUUGCAAAUAUGAGCAAAUCAGCCAUUCUAUGCAGUAUUCUAUUAUACACUGAACAGUGUGAAGUUAAAUUCAAUGUGUUGUAUUGAGUAGAAGUGUACAUUUCAGUGACAGGUUUUUGGAGAACGUUUAGAAAACGUGAACAAGUGUCCGGGCGACAGGGCGAACAGGAUGCUAGGCCACUGAUGUUUUUCCACUGUGGUAUCGUGAUACCUGGCCUGGUAUCACCUUGCCUCGUUAUAAAGAUUAGCCAACAUCAAUGAGUUGAGACAGUGCAGGGCUGUUACUGAAGCUUUGUUUGUUGUCUCAGUAUUGGUUUACUGUGAAAAGACUCAUUAGCAUCUAAUCUAACAAGGCCUAUUCCUUCAAGAUCCUGUCCUCAGUGAGUUUGGAGCAUUAGGCCUAUAGUUUCUCUAAGGUUUGGUCUUCAAAGGGAUUUGUUGUGUUUCUCAGCAGUUUCUAUUUAAAACAUUUAUCUUAUUUGCUUAAAGUAGUGGAACUGCAAAACAGUGUCCUGUUCCCUGAAGCUCAGUCUAAAAACAGUUGAUAAUCAGAUUUGAAUCUGGCAAAAUGACUGGAUUGGUUAAUUCAUUAACCCAAAGAAGUAGAGUUGAAGUCAAAGGGAAGUAACUAAAGUGCCAUGUAGAACACCUAAUAGUUUCAGCCUGCAUCUAUAUCCUUAUUGUUUAAAGGGGCAAUCUGCAGUUGCUACAUCAAUUUUUUGACUUAUAAAUUAAUGAUAUACCUAUUGAUUCUUGAAGAAUAUAGCUUUUAUAAAUACUUAAUGAGCUUAGUUCAUCUGUCGUACCCCAUCAGAACCCAAAAUAUAACCUUGUUUUACUCCAGUAUUUGUAAACAUUGUAAAUGUAAACAAACUGUAUAGCGUCAAAACAUGCUUAAAACUAUAAUUGUGAUAUCUUGGAUGGUCAGUCUAUGAAUUUGAGUGGUUACAUUUCUCCAGGCGCAUCCCUCAGCUUUUUACCAAAACAAGAGGAUGGGAGACCGCUUUGUUAUUGUCUCCACUGUUGAUUGGCCCUUUUAGAGCUUGUUACGCAAACAUGAUGUAAUCGUUCCACUGUUUUACCUUACAGAAAUGGCAAGACAUAAUCAAGGAGGUGAAGUUUCUGCAGAGAAUACAGCACCCAAACAGCAUAGAGUAUAAAGGAUGCUAUCUACGAGAGCAUACUGCCUGGGUAAGAGUGUUAUCUGAAUGGAAAAUAUAAACAACAGGUCAUAAUGCUAUGAAAACGUGGUGAAUACUCUGGAACUGUACAUUAUUUAACCCAGUAUAACACUCUCUCUUUCUGUCUCUGUAGCUGGUGAUGGAGUACUGUCUAGGCUCUGCCUCCGAUGUCCUGGAAGGUAAGAUAGGAGUUUUUAUGACAAUGAUUAUAAGAUGAGUUCUUCUUUGUUGUUUUCCCCAUGAUUUGCAGCACUCUCAUCCUCUCUCGCUCUACAUCCUCUGUAGUUCACAAGAAACCUCUACAAGAAAUGGAAAUAGCAGCGAUUACCCACGGUGCUCUAGAGGGGUUGGCUUACCUUCAUUCCCACAACAUGAUUCACCGGUGAGUAGUCCUAGUACCUGUAUAUGUGGACGUGUUAGACUGACUACUUUGUGCCCUCAGGGAGGGAGUGUGCCUGUGCCAGUGGAACAAAGCUGUAAUGCCGUAAUCUCUCUCCUCUGUCUGACAGAGAUAUCAAGGCAGGGAACGUCUUGCUGACAGAGCCUGGCCAGGUGAAACUUGCAGAUUUCGGUUCUGCCUCCAUUGUCUCUCCAGCCAACUCUUUUGUGGGGACGCCAUAUUGGUGAGUGGCAAAAUUCCAAUGUACAAGAAAAAUAGAUGGUGUUUGAAAUAUGGGGAAGAAAUGGGGCACCCUCUAUUGUCUCAUUCAAUAUUUUCCAUCAAAUCAAAAGCGGUGUACCGGUCAUUAAAAUGGGGAUGUUUCCUCAGGAUGGCCCCAGAGGUAAUCCUAGCUAUGGACGAGGGUCAGUACGAUGGGAAGAUCGACAUCUGGUCUCUGGGAAUAACCUGCAUUGAAUUAGGUAAACUCUUUAGUCCAUGUACUCCACUCUGGUUCAACUCUAGACUAGCUCUCCUGUUGUUUUAAUGCUCUCAUUUAUUCAUUCCAUAUCUCAAACCAAUAUCUGGCCAGUGAAGAAAGUAUACAUUUUUUUAUUUUUUUUUCAAACUGGUUGAAAUAAUACAUCUGAUAGGUUUUGUCUGUCUUCCUAUUACUUUUCCUCCCCACUGGCCUCCUUGUUAUGUUUUGCUGUUAGUGGAUCCUGGUAACCUAUUGUUUUCUCUGAUCUCUUUGUUUCUAGCUGAGAGAAAACCUCCACUGUUCAAUAUGAAUGCGAUGAGUGCCUUGUAUCACAUAGCGCAGAAUGAAAGCCCCACACUGCAGUCAAGCGAAUGGUACGUCAUUGAGCUUCAUCGGAGUUGACUUAUUCUUUAGGAGAAGGCAUUUGUCCACUUUUAAAGUGUGUCAUGGUGAGAAUGAAACAAACUAUUCCCUCUUGUCCCCAUCUCUCACUUCAGGACGGAUUACUUCCGAAACUUUGUAGAUUCUUGCCUUCAGAAAUUCCCCCAAGACAGGCCCAACUCUGAGGAACUGUUAAAGGUAAGACCUCUGAAAUACACUACAUGACCAAAAGUAUGUGGACACCUGCUCGUCAAACAUCUCAUUACAAAAUCAUGGGCAUUAAUAUGGAGUUGGUCCCCCCUUUGCUGCUAUAACAGCCUCCACUCUUCUGGGAAGGCUUUCCACUAAAUGUUGGAAUAUUUUUGCAGGGACUUGCUUCCAUUCAGCCUCAAGAGCAUUAGUGAGGUCGGGCGAUUAGGCCUGGCUCGCAGUCGGUGUACCAAUUCAUCCCAAAGGUGUUUGAUGGGGUUGAGGUCAGGGCUCUGUGCAGGCCAGUCAAGUUCUUUCACACCGCUCUCGACAAACCAUUUCUGUAUGGACCUUGCAUUGUGCACGGGGGCAUUGUCAUGCUGAAACAGGAAAAGGCCUUCCCCAAACUGUUACCACAAAGUUGGAAGCACAGAAUCGUCAAGAAUGUCAUUGUAUGCUGUAGUGUUAAGAUUUCCCUUCACUGGAGCUAAGGGGCCUUGCCCGAACCAUUAUUCCUCCUCCACCAAACUUGAAAGUUGUCACUAUGCAUUGGGGCAGGUAGCAUUCUCCUAGCAUCUGCCAAACCCAGAUUUGUCCGUCGGACUGCCAGAGAACGCGUUUCCACUGCUCCAGAGUCCAAUGGCGGCGAGCGUUACACCACUCCAGCCGACGCUUGGCAUUGCACAUGGUGAUCUUAGGCUUGUGUGCGGCUGUUUGGCCAUGGAAACCCAUUUCAUGAAGCUCCAGACGAACAGUUCUUGUGCUGAUGUUGCUUCCAGAGGCAGUUUAGAACUCGGUAGUGAGUGUUGCAACUGAGGACAGUUAAUCUUUACAGGCUACAGCACUUGGCGGUCCCGUUAUGUGAGCUUGUGUGGCCUACCACUUCGCGGCUGAGCUGUUGUUGCUUCUAGAUGUUUCCACUUCACAAUAACAGCACUUACAUUUGACCGGGUCAGAAAUUUUACGAACUGACUUGUUGAAAAGGUGGCAUCCUAUGACGGCGCCACAUUGAAAGUCACUGAGCUCUUCAGUAAGGCCAUUCUACUGCCAAUGUUUGUCCAUGGAGAUUGCAUGGGUGUGUGCUCAAUUUUAUACACCUGUCAGCAACGAGUGUGUCUGAAUAGCCAAAUCCACUAAUUUGAAGGGGUGUCCACAUACAUUUGUAUAUACAGUGCAUUGGGAAACUAUUCAGACCACUUGAUUUUUUCCACAUUUUGUUACGUUACAGCCUUAUUCUAAAAUAGAUUAAAUUGUUUUUUUCCCCCUCAUGAAUCUACAUAAAAUACCCCAUAAUGACAAAGCAAAACAGUUUAAAGUGGUCCUAUGGACAGAUACUCCAAUCUCCGCUGUGGAGCUUUGCAGCUCCUUCAGGGUUAUCUUUGGUCUCUUUGUUGCCUCUCUGAUUAAUGCCGUCCUUGCCUGGUCCGUGAGUUUUGGUGGGUGGCCCUCUCUUGGCAUAUUCUUUCCAUUUUUUAAUAAUGGAUUUAAUGGUGCUCCGUGGGAUGUUCAAAGUUUCUGAUAUUUUUUUAUAACCCAACCCUGAUCUAUACUUCUCCACAACUUUGUCCCUGGCCUGUUUGGAGAGCUCCUUGGUCUUCAUGGUGCCGCUUGCUUGGUGGUGCCCCUUGCUUAGUGGUGUUGCAAACUCUGGGGCCUUUCAGAAUAGGUGUAUAUAUACUGAGAUCAUGUGACAGAUCAUGUGACACUUAGAUUGCACACAGGUGGACUUUAUUUAACUAAUUAUGUGACUUCUGAAGGUAAUUGGUUGCACCAGAUCUUAUUUAGGGGAUUCAUAGCAAAGGGGGUGAGUACAUAUGCACGCACCACUUUUCCGUUAAACAAGUAAUUUUUUUCAUUCCACUUCACCAAUUUGGACUAUUUUGUGUAUGUCCAUUACAUGAAAUCCAAAUAAAAAUCAAUUUAAAUUACAGGUUGUAAUGCAACAAAAUAAGAAAAAUGCCAAGGGGGAUGAAUACUUUUGCAAGGCACUGUAAAUGUAAUAUUUCUGUUCUUUUUUUUAUUUUUAUUACAUUUGCAAACAUUUCUAAAAAACGGUUUUUGCUUCGUCAUUAUGGGGUAUUGUUUGUAGAUUGAUGAGAAAAAAAUAAAUAUUUAAUCCAUUUUAGAAUAAGGCUGUAAUGUAACAAAAUGUGGAAAGAGUCAAGGGAUCUGAAUACUUUCCGAAUGCACUGUAUAUAGUGUAUAUUAUUUAUGAUUAUCAUGAUCUACCAAUGCCAAGACAUAUAGACAGAGAUAGCUCUGUUGACUUGAUUUUGAGUGUACCUUAAAUAAACAUGAAUAAUACCCACCCUCAACUCGAAAGAAAGUUAUUGGCCCCUCUGCCUCCCUCUCUUUCUCAGCAUGCGUUUGUGCAGCGGGAGCGGCCCGACUCUGUCCUGAUGGACCUGAUCGUGAGGACCAAGGUUGCGGUGCGGGAGCUGGAUAACCUGCAGUACCGCAAGAUGAAGAAGAUCCUCUUCCAGGAGGCUCACAAUGGCCCUGCAGCUGAGGCACAGGACGGAGACGAGGAGGUCAGUCGCCCAAUCUGGCUCUUCUCUCCUGUGGAGCUUAGUUUGAAAUUAGCAUGGUUUAUACCAGAACCAUUGUAGUCUUUGAAAAAAGCCUAGGUAGGAUGAUGAUGAUGAUAAAUUUUUUAAAUUAUUAUUAUUAUAAUAAUGAUGAUAAUAAUAAUAUUAUUUAAUUUGUAAACCCGUAUUUCCCACACUCAAUAAGGUAGAAAACAACACACAAACAAAAUUCAGCAACAUUACAGCAAAAAGUAGAAAAAACUAUCACAAUACAUCAAACCAUUACCUACUAAUACAAAAUAUAGACUUUAAGCAGAUUAAGCGAUCAGACAUUAAAAGCCAGCAUUAAUAGGUAGGUCUUCAGUUGUGUUUAAAACAAGGAAAUUGUUUAAUUGUAGUUUCUCUUAAUGCACUCUGAUAAUAUUAAGGUUAAUUAUUAUAUUAGGGUUAAGGGAGGCCUGGUGGGUCUGAAAGAUUCUCUCACAAUUCAGUUGUUCCUGUUUAUCCUCUGCUCAUAACCUGCUAUAGUUGACACACUGUCAUUCAGAAAGUAUUUCACUCACCUGUGUCUUGCUUUUGCUACGGUGUUGUCCCCAGGAACCGGAGCACAGUGGCAGGACAGGCACAGUGAGCAGCGUUGGCAGUAACCAGUCUAUCCCCAGUAUGUCGAUCAGCGCCAGCUCCCAGAGCAGCUCUGUCAACAGCCUGACCGACGCCGGAGAUGACAAGAGUGAACUGGACAUGAUGGAGGGAGACCACACGGUCAUGUCCAACAGCUCCGUCAUUCACCUCAAACCGGUGGGUAGAGAUGAUCUUAGAGCUGGACUCGCAGGCAAUAUUCCCUCAAAAAAAUUAGGCGCUGAGCAAAUUUCAGGUCUGCUGUGCGCAAACUUGAACGUUGUGAAAAUUCUGUGCAACUUCUGGCGCGUGUUUACUGUGAACACUGAGGCUGUGCCCGCAUUAAGUUACAGUUAUAACAGUGGCCAAGUAGGCUACUGUGGCUAUUUAUCAUAAUGUAGGCCUAUCAGAGUGGCCUACCAUAAAAAAAAACAAUGGAGAAAAUGCAUCUUAUAACAUUUUAACAUGGAAAUAGCUGUUCUAUCAUUCAGCCUACAGUAGCAGCCAAUGUGUGGUGCUCAAUGUAGGCCUGAAUUCCAUGAGAGUUUUGAAAAAAACGUGUAGGGAUUGACAUUAACCUUUUUAUCCACUACCAUUAUUACAGAGAAUCAGACAAAUUAUGCAUAUAGGGAUACCGCAGCUCUGAUUGGUUAUGCGGCACUGGUCUGUGUAGAGUAUGGGCUGUGUCUUGCAUGUUAAUGCAAUAGAAUCCUACUCUAAUGCGCUCUGCCUACAAGAAAAUCUCUUGCAUAGUUUGUUUUGUUUCAGUAUGUUGCAUUGAAAGUGGCUAAUAUUGCGUUGAUUCUAUCACAUUUCACACAGUAGAGGGAAACGUUGAUAGUGUUAACUAAAGGGUAAAACUAGAAAGUUGAGUGAAGUUCAAUCUCAUGCUUCUCUGCGCGGGCUGAUAUUUCUUCUGCACGACAGUCCCGGGGAACUCCGCGCCCACACGCAGCUUAGAGGGAACAUUGCUAGCAGGAUAACUGGACACAGCGUUGAUUAUAGUGAGAUGAUUCGGUGAUGUACAAGACAUAGUGAUGAUAGUGUUUCCUGGUGCCUUUCACAGAUCAUUUAUAAGCAGUAAUUCUCUGCUGUUGAUGUGCUGCGUUGUAUUUGUUUCCUCAGGAGGAGGAGACGACUUAUUGCGAAGAGUCGGAACUUAACAGCAGGCCGCUCACUGAGCCCCAGUCUCCCCCUGCACACACUCCACGGCCAAAACACCACCGCAACCGCGAGCACUUUGCCACAAUACGCACAGCCUCCCUGGUAAGAGCACAUCGAGCCCUAGAAAUACAAUGAUACUGUAGAUAACAUGAUUUAAAAAUGGACCCCUAAAGGCCCAGUGCAGUCAAAAAUGUGAAUUUCCUGUGUUUUAUAUACAUUUCCACACUAUGAAGUUGGAAUAAUACUGUGAACUUGUGAAAAUUAUUAUAAUGCCCUUUUAGUGUAAGAGCUGUUUGAAAAGACUGCCUGAAAUUUCAGCCUUUUUUGGUGGGAUGGAGUUUUGGCCUGCCUGGUUAAUAGAUCUGCCAAUAACAGCUAGUUUUCAUUUUUCCCCUCCCCACUCAGACCACUCCCAGACAGUCCUAGCAAAAUUCUUGCUUGAGAAAUUGCUCUUUGCUAAGAAGCUAUUUAUGUUUCCUUUGGAGUAUUUUAAUUGAAAACAAUCACAGUAAGGUACUUAAUUGUUAACCAGAAAUGAUUUGAUAUUGAGAUAAAAACAGCUGCGUUGGGCCUUUAAGUGUCUGCUCCUGUAGGAGAGUAUAAGCUGAACCUAGAGUUCUAUGAUAAGCCCUAUGUUUCUCCCAGGUGACCCGUCAGAUGAAGGAGCAUGAGCAGGACAGUGAGUUGAGAGAGCAGAUGUCAGGCUAUAAGAGGAUGAGGAGGCAGCACCAGAAGCACCUGAUGGCCCUGGAGAACAAGCUGAAGGCUGAGAUGGACGAACACCGGCUCCGUCUGGACAAAGAACUGGAGAACCAGAGGAACAGCUUCGCCCAGGAGAUGGAGAAACUCAUUAAGAAGCACCAGGCCGCCAUGGAGAAAGAUGUACGGUCGUUUGCUCACUUACUCCAUACUUAAUUCAUACUUUGUCUAGAUUCUACUACUGUUCCCUAGGUCGCUGUUGAAUGUUCUUGUUUGAAAUUAAGUUAUGGGGGCAUUUUCAAAUGUUUAUUUUGUAUGUCUCUCUGCAGGCAAAGACCUUUUCCAAUGAUGAGAAGAAGUUCCAGCAGCACAUCCAGAGCCAGCAGAAGAAAGAGCUCAACAGCUUCCUAGAGUCCCAGAAACGAGAGUACAAACUCCGCAAGGAGCAGCUGAAAGAGGUAGAGAAUCACAUGCGUCAUACAGAUGAACAGUCACAUUUAAGGCUAAACACACAUUAUACAAAGGCUUCAAUCAUUGCUAUAUCAUUUCAAGAAAAAACACGACAUGCACCAUUGCUCGCCUACAUACUCCUCUCAGCAUGUCAGACAGACUCAAUGAAUGACAAACCUCUGUAGAAAAUGUGAACAGUGAGCUCUCAUGUCGAAUUGCUUAAAGCGACAAUCUGCAGUUGAAACGAUAACAAAGCAUACUCCCACUGAUCCGGUAAAAGGUUGAGGGAUGGGGCUGGAGAAAAUGUAACCACACUCAAGUUCAUAGACAGAGUUAUGGAUGCAAGGACUGACCAUCCAUGAUAUCUAAAUUAUAGUUUUUUUUUUUUUUGUAUUUUAUUUCGAUCUUGUCUCAUCGCUGCAACUCCCCAACGGGCUCGGGAGGCGAAGGUCGAGUCAUGCGUCCCCCGAAACAUGACCUUCUAAACCGCGCUUCUUGACACCCGCCCGCUUAACCUGGAAGCCAGCCGCACCAGUGUGUCGGAGGAAACACGGUUCAACUGACGACGAGGUCAGCCUACAGGCGCCCGGCCCGCCACAAGGAGUCGCUAGAGCACGAUGAGCCAAGUAAAGCCCCCCCGGCCAAACCCUCCCCUAACCCGGACGACGCUGGGCCAAUUGUGCGCCGCCCUAUGGGACUCCCGAUCACGGCCGGUUGUGAUACAGCCCGGGAUCGAACCCGGGUCUGUAGUGACGCCUCUAGCACUGCGAUGCAGUGCCUUAGACCGCUGCACUACUCGGGAGGCCCUACAUUAUAGUUUUAACCAUGUUUUGAGGCUAUACAGUGUUUGUUUACAUUUACGUUGUUGGCAAACAUCGGAAAAGCAAGUUUAUAUUUUGGCUUCUGAUGGGGUACGACAGUUGAACUAAACUCAUGAGGCAUUUAUAUGUUAUACUCUUCAAGAAUCAAUGGGUUUAUAUAAUUCAUUUACAAGUCCAAAAAUUGAUGUAGUAAUUGCAGAUUGCCCCUUUAAUAUCCAUCCUUGUUCUUCCCCCAGGAGUUGAAUGAGAACCAGUCGACCCCUAAGAAAGAGAAGCAGGAGUGGCUGUCCAAGCAGAAGGAGAACUUCCAGCACUUCCAGGCUGAGGAGGAGGCCAACCUGCUGAGGAGACAGAGACAAUACCUAGAGCUGGAGUGUCGAUGCUUCAAGAGGAGGAUCCUCAUCGCUCGCCACAACGUGGAGCAGGACCUAGUGAGAGAGGUCAGCGGUAAUCACUCAGCUCUCCUCAUUCAUACAGUCCCUUGCUCCUCUCACUCUCCUCAAAACAGGGUCCCCUUCCCUGCUCUUGGUUUUCGUUUUGUAACCAUGGCUCAGCUGUGGGUUCUGCUCAUUUUCCUACUUGCAUACAUAGUUCAACCAUACCUUUCUCAUACUGCCCUUUUUUUCUUUAAAAUGCUGUCUGUGUGUAGGAACUGAAUAAGCGUCAGACACAGAAGGACCUGGAGCAUGCCAUGCUGCUGCGGCACCAUGAGUCCAUGCAGGAGCUGGAGUUCCGCCAGGUCAACACCAUCCAGAAGAUGAGGGCUGAGCUGAUCCGCCUGCAGCACCAGACAGAACUCACCAACCAGCAGGAGUACAACAAGAGGAGGGAGAGAGAGCUCCGACGCAAACACGUCAUGGAGGUCCGACAGCAGCCCAAGAGCCUCAAGGUGAGCACACAAUGUAUACUAACACACACACGAUUCCCAUAAAUUGUUGUUUUGUGUUACCGUUAAUGUCCGUUAUGUAGGGACCUGACCCCUCACUAUUCUGUUUGUCCUCUCUUCCUCUGUCCCAUCCAAAGAGCUCCAGACCUGACCCCUCACUGUUCUGUUUGUCCUCUCUCCUCCCUCUGUCCCAUCCAAAGAGCUCCAGACCUGACCCCUCACUGUUCUGUUUGUCCUCUCUCCUCCCUCCUCUGUCCCAGUCCAAAGAGCUCCAGACCUGACCCCUCACUGUUCUGUUUGUCCUCUCUCCUCCCUCCUCUGUCCCAGUCCAAAGAGCUCCAGACCUGACCCCUCACUGUUCUGUUUGUCCUCUCUCCUCCCUCCUCUGUCCCAGUCCAAAGAGCUCCAGACCUGACCCCUCACUGUUCUGUUUGUCCUCUCUCCUCCCUCCUCUGUCCCAUCCAAAGAGCUCCAGACCUGACCCCUCACUGUUCUGUUUGUCCUCUCUCCUCCCUCCUCUGUCCCAGUCCAAAGAGCUCCAGAUUAAGAAACAGUUCCAAGACACAUGUAAGAUCCAGACCAGACAGUACAAGGCCCUGAGAAACCACCUACUGGAGAGCACACCAAAGUCUGACCACAAGGCUGUCCUGAAGCGUCUGAAGGAGGAGCAGACCCGUAAGCUGGCCAUCCUUGCUGAGCAGUACGACCACUCUAUCAACGAGAUGCUCUCCACACAGGCUGUGAGUCACACAGGGACCUUGAAAACACUGCAGGGGAGGGAGGCAGGAGAGGGGAUGAGUUCCUAAAAAGCUGACUACUGAUGAUGGGCCUUUUGACAAAGAGGCCCUUUAUCUACAUCCUCAGAGUCAUAUGAACUGGUGGAUAACAUUUUUAUGUCUGCGUGCAGUUUGAAUGAGGUUGCUAACUAGCAUGCUAGCAGAUACAGUCAUUCCAGUCAUUGCGCUAAUGCUAGUUAGCAUUGGCUCGCAAAACUACCUCGAACUUCCUUCAUACUGGACACAGAAACAUAAAAAUGGUAUCCACUAGUUCAGCUGACUCUGGGGAAGUAUCCCUUUAACAUUGUGCUGACCUCCUAUCUGGCUCUCCUCUCUAGCUGCGUCUGGAUGAGGCUCAGGAGGCUCAGUGCCAGGUGCUAAGGAUGCAGCUGCAGCAGGAGCUGGAGCUACUCAACGCCUACCAGAGCAAGAUCAAGAUGCAGACGGAUGCCCAGCACGACCGCGAGAGGAAGGACCUGGAGCAGAGAGUGUCGCUCCGGAGGGCCCUACUGGAGCAGAAGGUCUGAUCUUCCAUACUGGGAACAUUGUUAACAUGGGUUUCGUCUCAAAUGGCACCCUGUAUAUUGCACUGUGGUCAAAGGUAGUGCACUUUUAAGUGGAUAGGGUGCCAUUUGGGACACAAUCAUGGUGUAUUAGUGGCAAAAAGCCUCAAUUGACAUUUAGGCUUUAUUUAAUUUCAAGCUCCGGAGUUUGCUGUUAUCAUUGCUAAACCAGUGCUAUUUUGACAUGGACAUAUUAUGAUACUUAGUAGCUGUGUAUAUGUGUGUAUCUUCAGAUUGAGGAGGAGAUGCUGGCCCUUCAGAACGAGCGUUUGGAGAGGAUCCGUAGCCUGCUGGAGCGCCAGGCCAGGGAGAUCGAAGCGUUCGACUCAGAGAGCAUGCGUCUAGGCUUCAACAACAUGGUGCUGUCAAACCUCUCCCCAGAGGCCUUUAGCCACAGCUUCCCAGGUGCCUCAGGCAGCUGGGCCCACCCCCAGACACAGCACCACUCUGGGGGCUCUCAAGGGCCACACUGGGGAAGUGGAGCGUCAGGGCACCAAAGCAGCCAUCACCAACACCACUACCACUCUGGUCAGGGAGGGUCCCCCAUGCAGCAAGCCUGGGGCCAAGGCAUGCAGGGAAGUGGGGGUCCUCAGCCAUGGGGUCACCCCUCGGCAGGGCCCCUGGGGGCCAGAAGCAGUGGAGGAGUGCAGAACAGCCCCCAGGCACUGAGCAGGACAGCCUCAGGGGGGCGCAGUGAGCAGGCUAUGAGCAGGAGUACCAGCGUCAACUCUCAGCUAUCCAACGGGUCGCACCUGUCCUACACAUAG